UGUUCGACAGCUUAGGUAGUGUGAUUAACAUUGGUACCAAUGUGGACGCUUAAUCCUGUCGUGAGCAGGGAAACCUGGUACCAGUACAAUGUACUAUGCAGAGUGGGACUGCUAUUGAAAGAGAGGAUGGAGAAAUCCCUCAUUGUAUAAAAACUCGGGUGUAGACUUUGGAUGGAUUUAUGUAGUGCAGUGGUAAAAGAGUGAUAUUGAAUUCCAGAUGUUCAAAUCCUCAGAGAAGCAGACUGUAGGUCAGAAAAUAAUUAAAGCUGUUCAAUAUAUUAUUAUCAGAAAUAUAUGAUCAUAUAUGAAGAGUGGAGAGUUUAAUGUUUAAACAUUUGAAUGAUAUAUUAUGGUGCCUCUGUGACUGUAACAGUUAGACAUUGUUGAGGACAUUUAGUUACUGGUUUUUGUUUUUGUUUUUUGUGAAAGUAUCUCUUCUUAAUGGUGCUUUUUUUUCCCCUGUUGUGAGAAGCUGUUUGUAAGAAUUGGAUUUGAAUCCCUGCUGAUACAUGUAGAUCAAUGAUGUGAAAUCCGGCUGUAAACAGAGGUAUCAUAACACUAUUGAUCUAGACAAUAGUUAGUGGGGUCUAGAAGAAACUCCGCUGUCUAUAGUAAAGGCCAUAACUCGUCUAAAAGUAACAUCAAUUUCUGUGUCUUCACUGUUGAUUUCGACAGUUAAGUUAGCAGGGUUUAGAGGAGCGGAGAUCCGCAGAAGAAACUCCAUCGUCUAGAGUAUCAGGCUAUAACUUGUCUAAACGUAACAUCAAUUUCCGUGUCUUCACUGAUGUUCUAGAGAGAACGUGGUCCAUACUUACACUCUGUCGCUAGUCAGGCAGUGCAAACAUCAAUGUUUACAAGACAAUUUAAAAUUGUUUGUCAUUCCGUCUAGAAAAUAAAACAGUUCCUUGUACAGUGUUUGAAGUGAAAGCAGCCCUUUAUUUCUGAUGACAAGCAGAGGUAAGGAUGUAGAUAUCAUGUGCCGAGGAUCGAGGCCGCUGUAACAUAUUGAAGGCUGUGCUUGGUUUAUCAACUUAAAAGUAAGUUUACCUGCGAAGGGCAACAGACCAUGCUGAGAUGACUCAUCACAUCAAGCAAUGUAGACCAAGGCCGAAUUAUAUUUCUCCAUCAACAGUAUGAACUCCAACUGUCUAUAUGCAUGAAUGGAAAUAUAGUCCUGGUCAAGAUUUGAAUGUUUUGUGCUCAUAAGGAUGCUAGUGUAAUUUCUGGACUAUAAUUCUUUUGCUGGUAUUGACUGUUUUUAGAAAUUGCUGUUGCUGCAGUUUCAUUGAUUUUUUUAACAUUCAAUAGAUGUGCAUGAUAAAACAGAAAGCAAUACAUUAGUUGCAAUAUUAAUAUGGAUAGAAGCUGUUCCUCUACACCAGUGUCUGGGAUGUCACCGUCUUAUGUUGCCAAGUGUCAUAUUAUGUUAUUGUCCAAAGAGAGGAUGAAAGAUUAAAAUCAAACGAUGUCAGCCAAUUCCUUACUUCCUGUUAGAUAACUUUCCAUUACCAUGGCAACAGGAAGAAGGGGUGUACAUACCACCAAAUCAAACUCGCCCAGAUCGAAGAAAACAGGAGGAAUCCAGGUAUCAAAAGUGGAACAUGAUAUUGACGAAUUCCUGGAGAACUUCCGACGGAAGAGUUCUACCUUGGAUCUGCCAGCAGGUACGGAUAUGCGCGAGACCCUCGGGCUCCCCCCUGCAGGUUAUAGCUCAUCUCAGUGCUCCACUGACGAGUGCACGGACGAGAGUCCGGACAGAUCUUAUUUUCUGCCCCCUUCGACAUUUGUGAAAGGUCAUCGCCACCAGUAUAGCAACACGACGAGCGAGUCUGAGUGGGGGCCGGACUGUGAUGAGGAAAUCUCAAAAGAGGAUAGGAUUAAAGAACUCAACGCUCAAACUCAGAACGCUGAGGAGCAGAAGGUGACAGAGAAAGAUAGCGACUUAAUGGAAGAGCAAGAAUGUCCAUACAGUGUCCUGGAUGUGGCUUCUCUGAUACAAUCACGAUACGCAUUUAUCACAGGUGGAAAAGCAAAGAAUGGCGCCUUGAUCCUCACAUUUCCAGAAAACCCCCAACACCCACAAAUACCCGACGAAGAGUACCGAAAGCUCGUCAACUUCCUGUGUUGUGUACCAACGGUGGUGGAAUCUGAACAGGGGUUUGUGAUUAUAUUAGACAGAAGACAGGCAAGCUGGAAUGAUGUCAGGGCACUCUUACUCAAAAUGUCGGAGUUUUUCCCAAACCAUAUACAAGUUGUAUUCCUACUUCAACCAAAGGGAUUCUUCCAAAGAGCUUUUGCUGAUAUGAAAUCCAAGUUUGUGAAAGAAGAAUUAGAAUUCAAGGUUGUGUUGUGUAAUGAGCCCAGCGAGAUGUUGGAUUACAUCAGUGAGGACCAGAUUACAACAGAUGUCGGAGGCAAACUUGAAUUUGACGCUAACGAGUGGACUCAACAUAAGUCUGCAGUAGAAAAAUUUGCAUCCAACACAGAAAAGAUGUCUGCCGCUGUAAAGAUCCUGGUGAAGAAAUAUGAUGAGAUAGAGAUUCCGAACGACGUCCCGGGGAUGGAGAAACUCAUCCAAGACCACGUCCAGGGCCGCAAGGAGAUCCUCGAUGACAUUACGUCCACGGUAACCCACGGAGAGACAUUGCUGAGCUGUAUUAGGGGAGAUAACUCAGAUGUUCACUUUACACAGGCCACACAUGUCAGAAGUCUAGAUAAACUUUUGAUCAAACUUGAAGAAAUUAAGAAAGAGUUUGAGGGAUUCUGGGAUAAACAUGAGAAGCGAUUGAAUCAAACACUUCUUCUAAGAGAGUUCGAGGAAGAAUUCAAACUAUAUCAGUUCGGAGUGGAACGUAAAUUAGAAUGGUUGUUGAAUAAAAUGUCCGAGAUUGGAGAUUCUUUGACCAAAGUGGAGGAACUGUUCCAGGAAUUUGAGGAGUUUGAACAGCAAGCACAGAAAGACCUAGAGCAGGCAGACAGAAUGCGGGGGAACGGGGACCAGCUAAUCGCCCAGGACAGCUAUGCAGUCGAUUCCAUCCGACCAAAAUGCAUUGAGCUCCAGCGAAUGUGUGACCAGUACAAAUCCCUGCUGAGGCGACGCAGGGAAAUGCUCAACAAAUCACAUGAUCUCCAGGAUAGAAUCGACAAGGCAAACAAGUGGUGCAACAAGGGUGUGGAACUGUUGUCCAAUCUCCCACCGGAGCAUUGUCAGUCUGCGGAGGACACCCGGUCAGCCAUCGAAGACAUCGAGAACUUCAUGACCACAUCCAGUCAGCUCCGACUGAACAAUCCGAAGGAAUUCCGACAACUGUUUGAAAGCAUGAUCACUCCAGAUACCAGGACGGUGGUGCAGAAGGUGUUGAGGAAAAUGGAGGACGUAAGUGCCAUGUGUGAAAGGAGACGUCACAGUUUCCAGGAAACCAUCCAUAACCGACAGUCUUCUCACACCGGGCCACAUAACCAACCGUCCUCUCACACCGGGACACAUAACCGACAGUCCUCUCACACCAGGCCGAUUCGAGCCAUCCACCCUAUGGAUAGGAGUACCACCGAUGGGCCAGAACCCAAACCCAAGGUCUCCAAUGAAACUGCCAACAAACAGAUAGACAUGUACCACAAGUCAGCCCGAUUACGGACAGACAUGACGUCUCACCUCCGAAUGUCUCAUCAAACUGCUAAUAGCGUCAGUAAUAUCUCCGACACAGGAAGUGAAAAAACUCGAAGUUCCUUGUCUUCAAUGUCCACGACCACGUCACUGGGGUCGUCAAUAUCCGACAUUGACACGUUACUCGCUAAACGCAGACAUGUUUUAAAUGAACUGAUCGAGUCAGAGAAGACUUAUGUCUCACAAUUAGCAGAUAUUGUUCAUGGUUACCAAGAUAAACUAGAAGACUCCGAGAUGAGACAUUUGGUUCCUGAUGCAAUUCGAGGGAAGAAGGAGAUCCUUUUUGGGAAUUUAGAACAAAUCUACAGAUUCCAUAAAGAUAAAUUCCUCCAUGAAUUAGAAGACUGCCACGAUGCCCCGGCCAAGGUGGGCCAGUGUUUUACCAACAGGAAAGAAGAAUUCCAUUUAUACAGUGUUUACUGUCAAAACAAAACUAGAUCCGAGACUCUCAGGAACCAAGUCGGAGACCAAAACCCGUUCUUCCUGGAAUGUCAGAGAAGACUUGGACACAAACUUCCGUUAGGAGCUUUUCUUCUGAAACCAGUCCAAAGAAUUACCAAAUACCAGUUGUUACUAAAGGAGAUGUUACGGUUCAGUGAUCAUGAUAAGGACUGUGAAGCCCACUUACAGGAGGCUUUGGAUUGUAUGCUGGAGGUGGUCCGCUACGUCAAUGACAGCAUGCAUCAGAUCUCCAUUGUGGGAUUCCCCGGCAACCUGUCUGAGCAGGGGAAACUAAUCAUGCAGGGCAGUUUUCAGAUGUCGACAGAACACAAGGGUAAAAUAAAGGACCUGAGAUUUAAACCUAUGCAGCGACAGAUGUUUCUUCAUCAGAAGUCCAUUCUCUUGUGUAAACGCAGGGAAGACACAAACAGCUGUGACAAGGUCGUCUACAGCUUCAAAAAUCUCCUCAAGUUGUCCCAGGUUGGAUUGACGGAAAAUGUCAAGGGAGAUAAGCGGAAGUUUGAGCUCUGGCUUCGGGGGAGAGAAGAGGUGUACAUCAUUCAAGCACCCAGUUUGGCUGUCAAGGAGAUGUGGGUCAAAGAAAUCAAAAGAGUUUUAAUGAACCAGUUUGAUGAAAUCAAAGCAGUGAAUCACAUGCAUAAUACGAGUAAUAAUUACCGGGUCCCCGACCAGGAGCCGAGAAACGGACACAGUUCUCGCAGAUAUGUUGAUAACUGGAGAACUCACAACCACAUGAUAUUUAACAACAAUACUCCCACCGUCCCCCAGGGACUGGAGAUGAUGUCACCGGAGUCCCCACCCCGAGGGACACGAGAGGAUGAUGUAGGCUGGGAUACAGAUGAGUUUUCUGAUGGGGAGGAGGCAAUUUCUCGUCAUCCCUACUCCCCACCUGUCCACAAACAGCCCGUCUACAUGCAGCAUUUCCGUUCCCUUGGUAACUACACAGCCAGUGACCCCACUGAAAUGACUUUGUUGGAGGGUGAUGUGGUGAAGGUCAUUAAGACGGGGUCCACAGGGUGGUGGUACGCCCAGCAUACAGUCACUCAGCAGGAGGGCUGGGUGCCUUCUACCUACAUGGAGGCACUAACUGACAACUCCCUAUCCAGUAUCAAUUCCAGUCCACAUGACUAUAAAUCCAGCUUAACAAGUGUGUAUACUGCUAGUCCGGUUGACGAGUCAACAGUGUAACAGGAGUUGCCUCUCUUUCCUUUUUUGUUAACACCAGAUGUCUCUGGAUCAAAAUCUGGAUCCUUUCUAACGUACACACUUCAAAGACUUGUGAAAUCAUUCCUCACAAUUACUUCCAACAAACAGAUGGAAUCUAUUUUGCAAUAUUUAUUGGUGCACUUACCUGGCUGUUGAGAGUUGGUAGAACCAGUGUCAGCAGUAUAAUGAUUGAUUUUUACAAACAUGGUAGAACCAUGGUAGUACUUCAUGAUGACAGAUAAACCAUUCAUCUCUCAGUUAAAAUAUCAUGGAGAUACAAAUAUAUGAAUGUAUUCUUGGACCCUAAGCACCGUGUAUACAACUGUUGUUGCUAUGGAGAUGAUAAAUCAUCUUAUCAUGUGAUGUCGAAUUUCAAACCUAAGUGUCUAAGCAAGGGAUCUAAGCGUUUUUGAAGAUGACCUUGACAUGUUAUUGACCAAUGGAUCUGAGUGACCUCUGAAGGUCAUCCUCAUAAAGAGAGGGACAUUGAAACCUCGGUCUCCAUGGAGACCAAGUCUCUCUCUGUCUAUCUAGUCCUACAAUAUUUUGUGUUUUGUCAAAUAUAAUCUGAUGGCUGUUAUAUGUGUUUGAAGCAUUCCAGUGUUUUACUGUGGUCGUUAUGACAACAUUCCACAAAGCAUUUAAUUAUAGAAUUUUAUCCCGCAUUUAUAAUUCACAUUUAUAAACUAACCAUUGUUAUACAUUCAUUCUAUGUAUAGAUAGCAUACUUUUUUAUACUUAGUGGGUGACCUUGACCUUUGUUCUGCAUCUGAAGGUUGCAUUAGCAACCAUUAUUGAAAUACUUAAUGUUUUCUGAAUUGAGAUAAUUUGUCAUCUGUCUUCCCCUCAAAUGAACAUUGACAGGUUUAAGUUUAUAUCGGAUAUUAUCAGGGGGUUCUGUACAUGUUCAAUGGUUGCUGAUUUGAUGUUGUAGUAACAGGUGUUCAAAAUCAGGAUUUAAAAGAAAAGAAAAUUGAUUGGGAAGCUGAUGAAACUGUAUGAUAUUUUGACAUAAAAUUUAUUGUGCCAUGAUCUGAAAGUAAGUCAAGCUCAUUUUCUGGAUAUACCUAUAUAGAUAUCGUUUUUAUGCUGUCGGCAUUUUGUGUUGCUGACAUAUUGGUAUAUUAUAUAUAUUUUUUUUUUCAAAUUUUUAUCAUUAUUACUAAAAUGUUCAGUUAUUCAUGGUUUUAAGAAUAAAUCCUUUAUAUUCAUAAAUGGGAUAAAAUGUUUCCUACAAAAGUUACCAUGCCUUGAAUAUAUUUUAUAAUCAUGAAAAAUUGAAGAAGAACACAAAAAAAUGAUUGCCUGCAGAAUUCCUGCCCUGCUAUAUUUGCUCGAUAUGUUGGAGUCAUUCCAUUGAAUAUAUUUAUUUAUCAGAUGUUACUGUCAGAUUAGAGUGUUUAAUUUAUUGCAUUGUUCAUGUUGAUAUAUAGUAUAUAUAUGUCAGUUGUUAUGGAGAUUUCAUUAUUUCUGAAGCAUACAGAAAUAAAAUUAAUAAAAAAAAACUUAUCUAAAA
Messenger RNA from Ostrea edulis (European flat oyster), 6848 nucleotides. Its product is annotated as guanine nucleotide exchange factor DBS-like. The transcript has 26 exons. Gene Ontology annotation, cellular component: cytoplasm. Bases 1511 to 5314 code for a protein of 1267 amino acids. NCBI's taxonomy places the organism in Eukaryota, Metazoa, Mollusca, Bivalvia, Ostreida, Ostreidae. Gene Ontology annotation, molecular function: guanyl-nucleotide exchange factor activity; protein binding. Gene Ontology annotation, biological process: intracellular signal transduction. The record is from RefSeq and is a predicted model, not a curated record.